This is a messenger RNA of Culex pipiens pallens (northern house mosquito), 15489 nucleotides long. Its product is annotated as protein piccolo-like. The coding region runs from base 916 to 12801 and encodes 3961 amino acids. The record is from RefSeq and is a predicted model, not a curated record. Gene Ontology annotation, biological process: mRNA 3'-end processing. The transcript has 4 exons. Gene Ontology annotation, molecular function: RNA polymerase II complex binding. NCBI's taxonomy places the organism in Eukaryota, Metazoa, Arthropoda, Insecta, Diptera, Culicidae. Gene Ontology annotation, cellular component: RNA polymerase II, holoenzyme.
UGUGUUUUUUCUCGCGACCAAUCCUCAAAGUGUUUUAAACCGAUUUUAACAACAAACUUUUGCAUGUAACUGCUUACCGGAUUAGCGAAACAGUGCCGCAAUUAGUCCUGCGCCGAAAUCUAACCGAAGAGUGUCCAAAUGGCCACGGCCUGUGCCUGCAGAUUGGUUCCUUGGAUCCGUUGGCCACCUUGUGAAUGUAGCACUUUCUCGGAUUGAAAUAUGCACUAAAUCAAUCAAUGUGCAACAUAAACAACAGCAAACGGUGAAAACCGAUUGAUUUUGAGUGAAACAGCAGUGUCAAUUUUCCGACUAGCCACCCCUUUCCGGAUGGGGGUGCGCCCUGGGACGGAAUCAUCCCCUUGUGCUGACUGUCAACAAAGUGCAAGUGCAUCGUUUGAGGGGGACGGGGUGGUGAAAGGCCGAGAGUGAAAGAGAAGGGGAGGGUUCAAUUAUUUUGAAACAGCAGCGGCACGCGGUGUCCCCAUAGGGAAACUUUUUGUGAAGAAAUAUUUCGCUGGUUUAUAAAACGGAAGAAGUGCAGUGAAAGUGCCGUAGCUAGAAGAUAGUACCGGAAGGUUGAUCAAUCGGACAAAUUUCGUACUUGAAAGUGUGAAAAAUUGGAUCGUUUUUUUGUGAGAAGAAGUUGCACCAGCACGAAAGGAAAAGUGAAACUCAGCGCAGUGUCUUCCUGCUGGUAUCGAUUUGUGUUUGUUUUAAUUUUUCCUAAUCCGGGGGUUUGGCUUCCGAAAAUUGGGUUUAUUCGGCUUGAGCUGAAUCAAGAAAGGAAACUGUAUCGCAAGCGGAACAUAGCCGCAACCACCGGAAGAAAUGAGCUGAGCCUGCCCCGUGGUUGUCCACUUCGCCACCCCACAGUGCGACGACAGCGGAGCCACUUGAAGUAGUGCGCACGGGAAAAUGACCAAGUUGGUACAACAACCAUCAUCGAGUGCCACGGAUCAACCCGUUCCGGAAGUGUCUUCACGAUGUGACGAUCAAUGCCAGCAGUCGCCACAGGCUAGCUCUACGCCUGCGAAGGUAGCGUCUGGCACUACCGCCACAUCAACGACGCCAACCGCAAAAAAGCAGCAACAGUCUCAGCUUAGUCGGAGGACUUCAACCCGUUUGACCUCAAUACGAAAUGAUAGCCUAUCGUCGUCCACUUCCUCGUCAUCGCUGUCUUCGGCAGGAGAUCUGGAAACGACGUCCGAAACAAAAGCAACACCAACUGAGGAUGUCUUCAAAGUGCCAUCGAUCACUUCUGGGAGUGCCGGAGCUGUGGAUGAAAGCCAUGAAUCUGGAAUCGUGUGUCGAUUGCCUCUUGAUCGGCUUCAGGCGAUUUUGGGUGCACUGAACAUACUUAAAAAUCCACCGGAUAAUGAACCGUGUAACAGUUCCAGCCCAAGUCCUACCUACAAGUUGCUUUGCCUGUACUGCGAUCGAACAUUCACAAGCCAAACACUCAUGCUGAAACACAUUGAUCGAGUGCACCGAAUAUCCAAGGAUCGACGCAGCAGCAGUAGGGUCUUACCUACCGCAAAUGACGGAGCGUUUCCCAGCUGUGGCUACUGUACCAAGAGCAAAGUAUUGAAUCCGGCUUCGGAGGACUUGUCACAACUCUUCAAACAUCUCGUUCACCAGCAUGCGGAUCGGUACUAUGCUUGUGAACUGUGUGCCGUUCGGUUUCCCAGCGAUGAGUCAAGGGAUGCCCACAUCGAGGCGCUUCAUCAACCCGCAAGCAAUACGGAAACGAGGACUAGGCCCAAAUCAAAGGCAGCACUCAAAAGCUUUAAUGUCAAAGCAAAAAAGUGUGAAAUAGUCACUACACCCCUCACCAUUCAGGUUGAUUUCGACACAGAAGCGAUGAAGAAUCUCACCAUAGAAAAUCUUGAUGCAGUGGAUUCGUUGUCUGCCGCACUCGGAAUGGCUGGAACGUCGACCGGAGCAAGUACUACCCGGUUACGAAGUUCUGGCCGAACAUCUGCACGAUCCUCAACCCUAGCUGGUGCCGGUAAAUCGAAGGUGCUUCGAAAGUCGGACAAAAUGAUGAUGCGAUCCACCGAACCAAUGCUCUCAAGACUCGGAAUUGCUCAGCACCGAACCCCACGACAGUGUCGUAAAGCGUUAAACGCGAAAAAUCGACGGAAAGCUGUCGCUGAAAGUGCUAGCGCGUCGUCAUCUAUAUCGGCGAGUUCUUCUCAACCGGACAAUCACUACAACAAAAUAACAAAACUGAAAACGAUUCGCUCGACACUCAACAACCCCAGCGGCAGCUCAGAAAGUGACUUUGUUGUCACACGUGGAAAAAAUGAUAUCGUGAGCACAUUCGACGAAGAUUUCUACGGCAAUGUGAAUCUUAAUGUUCGUCAAAAUUUGAGCUGUCAUUUGGAUGGUAAAUUAGAAGCUUCAACUCCAAACGCACCAUCACCGAUGAGUCCUGUGACGGCUGUUCCAGCGAUUAGAUCCACAGUUGUUAAAAGUCCUCUUCACUCGGAAAGCAAAAUACACGAAGCCACUAGUCUGCCAGCAAUGACCGUAUUCCCUACAUUGCUCACAGUUGAGCAGUAUGGAACGGACCUCAUAACCAUGACUAAGAUUAAAAAGCCGAUCACAAAGAAUUCUUGGAAGUGGAAGUGGGACUUUGUGAAGAAGUACAAGUACGUAAACGAGAAUGGCAAAAUAGUGAAGAAAAUUAAGCAACCUACGCUCGGUUUACGAGAUCUUUCUAAACUUGACAUGUGGACUCAGUUAACGAUGCGAACCAAGCACGAGUUAAUGCGCAAUAACAAGGAACUGCAUCAGCCUGGGAGCAGCGUUUCGGAAAUCGGAGUGUCACUUCGUAAAGAACAACGCAAACAAGUUGAUGAACUCAACAAAAUCCUCGACACUCGUCUGAUACCGCAGAUCAAUCUGGAACAAAAUGAUCAAAGUAUCAUUAAGUUGGAAAGAGAGCCUGUCGAUGACUGCGAUGUAUUGGAUCAAGAAUCUGAAACCCAGAACGAGUCCCAAGAAUUGGACGAAUCAUUUACGAGGAGCCUUAAUUUGAUAAGAAUCCCGGGCAACAAUCAGCUACAGCGAGUCGUUCUUAGUGGAGAGUGGGCACGACCACGUUGCUACAUCUGUUACUGUUGUGGUGACAGAUUCCAUUCACUCAAGCAAAUGGAAGAGCAUAAAACCUUCCGCCAUCCAUACGUUUACUCAACAUACUACGAGAUCGUUGGUCGUGAACUAAUCGAGAAGCAGUUGUUUAAGCACUUUUUUAUCCCGCUGUCAGCGCUGACCAUGCAUCGCAUUCACUAUGCACGACUUUCAACGUAUCCUAGUUUGGACCGAAGGACGCCUCCAGCCCGGCAACCGUCUCUCGAGACAUCCGCUACCAUCACAGAGAUAAAGAGUGAAGACUCUUCCUCGAACGAAGCUACCUCGUUUUCCACAACAACCUCUUCCUCCUUGCUCUCGAUUUCGGGUAACACUGCCACCAGUAGCGGCUCGUGCUCAUCUUCCCGAUCUGCUCUAGAUAUUUUGCAAUCCGCCGGCAACGACUACACCACCUCAUUCACAAGCUUUCCUUCCGAGCCAGGGCCGGUGCAGUGCUCCAAGUGUCAAAAAGAAUGCGUUAACACGCUUGUCCUAUACGCUCACGUCCUCAAUUGCUCCAACGACUACAUCUGGAUGCAAGCUAAGAAGCGGAUGAAAAACCGCCGAGCAAAUCGAAAACGGAAAAGAACCAACCGAACAAGCCAAGCUGCCCGUAAAGCUCAAGCCAUUGCAGCCCAGAAUGCCGUCGAGAAGUCAGAAACUGCGAGUAAUCAUUCUGGGGCUGAACUUGACGCGGUUAGUACCAGCGGAAGCAGCAGUGUAUCAUCAGAUGCAAAGAAAAAGUCCAGGUCUCCUCCACGACCAAGAGAUAGUGAUAGUGACAUUGUCAAGCGCAUCACGGCAAACUUGCCGCCGAAGCGAGUGUCAAGGCAAAUCAUUCAGACCACAAAGCAAAUUCGGAAACGUCCUCAAAUGAACAUAGUCAAGGGCAAAAAGCAAGUGGUUUCGACGUUGGCGCCAUCUAAAGCAGGUGUAUCACGGGGUGUGACUGCGGUUGGUGUCACGAAGUUACGCAGUGGCAAGGCGGCAUCUAUGUCGGGCUCGAGCAAAAAAUCACUGACUAAAGUUGCAACCAAAAAACCAACUGAAAAGAUGGAACCAAAAGAGGAAGGCGAGAUACCUCCGGAAGCAACGGAAUCGAAUCGAGAGAAGGAAGACGAUACCAAAGAGGGCGAAGAAUCUGUGAAAAUGGAGGAAACUGAAGCAAAAUUAGCACCGCCAGUGAUCAAGAGGAAAGUGUUAUCACGGGAACGAACGAAACUAUCGGUUAGAACGAAAAAUUUCGUAACACGACGUAAUGCUGUUCAUUGGAAGGGUAAAACAAAGGGCUUGCCCUUCCGAAAGGGACUAGUACCGAACAGUCGAACAUUGCGAAGUCGUGCUGAAAAGAUUGUACCUUCCAAAAGACUGUCCAAACAUGUGUCACCAGCAAAAGAAGUAAUACCGGAAGAGGUUAAAAGUGCGAGCCCAACAACGGUGAUUAAAAAGAAUCCAUCCAAAAGAAAAGGUAGUAAAAGUCCUUCGGAGCUGGAAGAUAAUCCCAAUACUACAUCAGAAGACAAACAAACCGAACAAGUGGAGAAAACGGAUUCCAAUGAAACAAUUGGAAACACAACUGCUGAAGUUAGUGAUGUGGCAGUGGAGGACACAAGUACUAAUGAAGAAGCAACUACUGUAACACCAACUGUGGUUGAAGAAGUGCCUAAAGAGAAUGUAAAAAAUCACACAAUCGAGAGUAGCUUAUGCAGUGCUGCUGAAGAAAAUGCACAACCAGAGGUUAGUGCAACGCCUACACAAGACACCGAAGUGGCGAAAAAUGAUCCAGAACCAACUUUAAGAAUGAAGGAAGUUGAUUUGGAAACUCCGAAUCAACCCAUACCGCAAGAUACGAACGACCCCGUUACUCCAGUUAAAUCUCCCAAGCAGGGCUCCCAACCUCCAUCCGAACCGACGACACCUUCAUUUUCUGCCAGCCAGCAAGCGAAUAAGCGAAAGCCUAAAAAGCUAAACGAUUGUAUCGCAAUGCUAACAGGAAAGCUGUCCGAAAGGCUCGGUGUGGAUUUUUUCAAUCAAGUUACAUCUAAAAACUCUGCACCAAAAUCAUCGCCAGUGAAGGCAAUUGAAACUCGAUCAUCCAAACAGGCAAUGCUGCCAGCCCCAAGCUUGAUACCAGUACCACCAUCUGUUGCAGUUCCGUUGCAUGUUACGCCGCCUCAGCUGGCACCGUUGCCGUUGGUCAUGAACACUCGCCAAUCACCUCUACCACCAAAACAGCCACAAAUGCUGUCACCAAUUGCACCAAUAGUAACACCAAUGGAGGAAAUCUCUGACGAACCACUUAAUCUAUCGAAGAACAGCCCAAUUGGUAGAAGUAUUCCAGCUCGCACAAGAGACUUCUACAGUCAACAAAAACCAGCAAAUUUGAUGUCACCACCACCACCUCAAUCGCCAACAGCGUUGCAUUCUCCGCAGCAAAUGCCAACUUCACACUAUCAUCAGCAAUCCCAACAUGUUCAACAGCAGCACCCCGGUCCAUCGACACAAACACGGAACCUUCCUUCGAUAAAGUUGCCCCCCGGUUUGAUAAUCGAAAGAGUCGAGUACAAAUCCCGUCCCACAAUUUCCAAGGAGGCACCAUCGGUUACCAUUGUUGCUCGAAGGCAGCCAGGACCUCCACCAUCGAUGGAAGGUCGAUCAACAGUGCUGAUGCAGCACGGAGGCAACGAGCCGUUACCAUCACCACCACAUUCUAACAGGAAACACUCAAAUCCACAACAAUUGAUACAGCACCAGCAACAUCACAACCAACACAACCAGCAGCAGCAGCAGCAACAACAGUAUGGUGAUCCAAGAAAAAGUUCAACGCAAAUCAAGUCACCACAGUUGCCGUCUCCAAAAUCUGCGCCACAACCAAAUUACCCAACACCGUCGAUCGCUUCGACACUUCGACAAGAGCGUCCUUUGGAAAAUCGUAUUUCAGUUACGAUCACAGAGGCAAAGGGAGAUCGACAAAGUUCGAGCACUAAACAGCCUCCAGUUACACUCAACAUUCCCGAACGACCGCUAGUGCUGGAUCGGACGGCAUCGAACAUCAAUCCAUCGCCACUCAUAAUUCCUUCGGUUCCGAUUCCGACAAACGUUCCUUCUCAAACAACAUCACCAACCAAGAAAAAUCGUCGCAAGAGCAUGUACGUUGCGCCUGUUUCGGUUCCAGAACCACCAUCGCCUGCACCUGCUCCGCCAGUACCACCGGUUCUAUCGCAAGCAUUUCUGUCGGGAUUACCACCACUGCCGUUCCUUUCACACAGUUUGCUUGCAGCACCUCCGCUGGGACUAGACUUGCAGCGGUUGGCCGCAGUUGGGUUACCUCCACACUUGAAGCCUCCUGUCAUUCCUCCAUUAACAAUUCCUACACCACCGACAUCGUCGGCAGCAGCAGCCGCUUUUCUGGAAAAGAUUCUGCUGCCAAACAGAGACGUCAUCGUGAAGCACGUAGAAACUUCCACAGCUUCGAAAAUGCCUACAUCACCAACAUCACUUACGAUACCAAAACCUGUGAGUGAAAACGUAGUUCUGCAAGAUCAAGUUCAAACCGUUCCAUCUGCACCGGCUCCAACUGAUUUGAAAACUUCCAUGCCGAGCCAAUUGCCGCAACAGCCAGAGAAAAAGGGCCGAUCUCGGGCUAAAAGUAGUAAGGCAAAAACACAAACUACAGAAAUUCGCUCUAAAACACCGCCAAAGUCACAAGAAGAGGUUCCAGUUGAAAAAAUCCAGGACAGUGUACAAAAACCGACAACUCCCGUUGUGGAGGAACAAGCCGUACCAAUUGUAACAUCUGUUCCAGAAAAACCUAAGGAAGUUGAAGAACCUGUCAGUAGAGACAGUUUGUUACCAACAGAAGCGCCAGUUUCAUGUAUUGUGGAAAACCCAAACGCUGUGCGACCAGAAGAUCCUCCAAUUGUAGAAAACUUGGAGGAGGAAAAAACUAAAACGGACGAAAGUUCAAAAGGAUCGGAACAACCAGCCACUGGCAACAGUGGCAAGACGGUGCGUAAACGCAGGAAAAAUGAGCUUGCGUCAAUUUUAUCGGAUCAGUUGUUGGAAAGUUUCAAAGAAGUUGAUAAAUCAGCUCUGCAGGACCUCAAAAUGAUGCACGACAUGUCCUGUGAGAAACCAGAUAUUAAGUUUUCUUUGGAACAAAUACCCCAGCUAGCGAAGCGCAAAGUUAAUCCACGUAAUCCGGAUUUGUUGAUGCCCGUAUCACGCCAUUCGCCAGUUGGUGGCUUGGCAGCUAAAAAGACUUCAGCCAAGAAGGCAGCAAAAGAAACUUUAGCUACUGAUCAAGGGGAAGACAAAGACAAAACUGAAGAGUCAUCUCAAGCUUCAAGUUUAAAGUCUACAGAAAAUCUUAAAAUCAACGAGUCGAGUGACAACUUACAAGUCACAGAAAACGUUGAUAAUAUGGCAGAAUCUCGUGCAAACAAGGAAAAAGACCAGCAGGAACCAACACCAGACACUGCAUCACAAAGUGUCACAGAAGCUGAAGUUAUGAAGCAAAAUGCAACGAAAAAGAGUGUAAAGAAGCCCACUCAUGACGAAGAGGACGUUGCAUCAAAAACAUCUGAAAACUCAGUUACCACAACACCGUUUAAGCCAAAUCGACGAACUCGUAAGUUAUCUAUUGAUAUCGAACGAGUAGCAAGCCUUGAAAGGAAGAAUCGUCAAAAAGCACAAUAUUCGAAGGAACUUGAAAGUUUGGAUAUAGCUCAGAAAUCUGAACCAUUGUUGGACAAGAAAAGUAAAGGUAAAGCAAACAAAAAAAGUGAACCAACGACAGAGGAAAAAUCGGAUCACACAGACAAAGCGCAAGAGGUUGCCUCAGAAUCUAAUAUUGCACAAGCGUCUACAGUUGAACUUAUCCCAGAAGCACAAGCUAUAAAGCGUUCUAACAACAAAUCAAGAUCAAAAACUCCAUUCCCAUUCCCUAAGGAAAAGAAUGCCAAGAAAAGUGACCUAGAUCGACUCAAAGACGAGUUAAAUAUUGAAACACCAUCGAAGAAGCCAAUUCCUAGCAAGUCUUUAACGACUCCCACAAGAGAAGAAUCGAGCCGGACGCCUUCGCCUGAAAAGAAACCAUCUAAACGAAAAGUUGUUAGUGUGGAAAAGGAUGACUCGUCCAAAGAUGACGAUCGAUUGACUCCUGUGAAGAAAUCAAAAGAAGCAAAUGCUUUGAAGAGGGAAACUUCAGUUUCGCCAGCUAAAAGGUCCAAAACACCUGUUUCCUUCAAACAACGAACACCUUCGCCGGCAACAACUCCGAGAAAAUCAAAAACACCAACACCGCCAAAGCGUAUCAUGGCCCGAAGGUCAUCCGUGUUUGUGGACAAAAAUUUGUCGCAAUAUUUGGAGCAAAAAGAUGACGAACAAGAACUAGCUUCACAUCGGACCUUCAAAGACGACUUGAUUCUGACAUCACGACGAGGAACUCGAAGCCAAGGUAGUGCGGAUAUGAGUUUGAUUAAUUUCUUCGCUGAAGCUGCGAUGAAACCAAGGGAUCCAAGGAGGAAAUCUGCGGCAGCAGUCGCAGCAGCAGCAGCGGCAGCUAAACGAGCCGAAGAGGACAGGAAAGCAGCUGAGGAGGAAAGAAAGCGAAGAGAAGAAGAGAAAGUUAAGGAGCAAGAGUUUGUGUCCAAACAAGUGGUCGAUUCUACCAAGUCAGCGUCCGUUCCUCGUCGCAUCAGUACUCGACGGAACUCAGUGUACAUUACUCCAUCAACCGAAAAGGAAGAGGUGAAAGCUCCAGAAGAGAAUCUUGUGGAAAUAGUGAAAGCAACUAAACGACAGUAUCGACGUAGAGCAUCUGUGUAUCAGCCAACAUCCUUUUUGGACGAAGAAGAAAAGCAGCAGGAUAUAGAGAUGACCUCAAAAGCAACGCGUUCGAAAACUCCUGGUCCUGGUGGUGUAUGGGACAACGAUAUACGAUCAGUAGGACGAAGGCGUAAUCAAAGUUCCGUAUUCAAUGGUACUCCAGAACCAACUAUUGAAUCGCUGUUGGAGCCGCUUUCAUCGCCAUCUUCGGGAACCAAGAGGAGAACUAAAAACAGCCAGUUAGCAGAAAACUUAUCUAAACUGUUCAACAUCGAAGAGGAGAUUCAGCUGAUUGACAGAAGCAAACGUAAGCCACGCAAGACAAAUACACCGAUUGUGUUUGAUGCAGCUAUAAGCAGUUCGACUCCAAUAAAAGACGCUAAAGAGGUUACGGAGUUGUCGAUUAAAGAAACGAAUAAAAUUGACGUACUAGUAAAGGUUGUUGAAACCGAGGUAGCUAAGGUAGCCAGCGCUGCACCAAAACCGAGAGAAUCCCUGUCAUUCUCGAACGACGAUGAAGAUGAAACACCAAAACUAAACAAGUUGGUCGAAGAUAUUAUCAACAAGUCAGAAUCUGAGUCAGACUCUGAUGAUGAUAACAUGUCUUUGGCUUAUUUUGUGCGUCGCGAAGAAAGCUUUCUCAAACCAAACAGACAGCAAUCUCAAGAUUCAUUGGAAGGAAUUGGAGAAGAUGAAAGCAACAGUGCGAUGGACGACGAUGUUAGUGUAACAACGGAACUAACUUCAUUCGGUGGAAGUAUUAAGAAGCGGAAACGACGGAAGUCAAUAUGUGUGAUAAAAUCCCGUCGACCUAAACCGCCCGUAGAUGAAAAUAAGCCAAUAGUGACAUACAACUGUGAUUUGUGUAAGAAAGUUUUCAAGAAACAGGAUGCAUUUAAUAAGCAUCGGAUGACUCUUUCUCACAUUGCCAAGCUCUCGGAGCAGGAAUAUCUGGAAGCACAAAGAAAGGAGCAGCAAGCGACGGAAGCUGCUUCGUUGUCAUCUAAGCCAGACUCCACUACGUUUCAAUCGACAUCUACGGCACAUCCUUCAGCAUCAUCUCCGCCGAAAGAUUUGGAAAAGGAUAGCGCAAUGAAGGCUCUCAGCCAGGAAGAAAAACUGUUCUACGAGUGCUGUUCAAUGCUGAAAGAGUCCAACGCGGACAAUGAAAAUUUAAACCUGACGGUGUCACUAAAAUCGGACGAAAUGACACCCGGUUUAGUGAGUGACGAAAUCCCACCACCGAAAGUGAGCGUAACAUACCCGAAUCCAUUCGCCUCGCUGCCACAAGAUAAGGCCAACGACAACUGCUUCAACAUGGGCGAUAGUUUCCCGUCAUUCCAAGACGUAAGUGAGAGUGAAAACUACAUUCAAACUAUAAACCAACGAUACGCCGACAAACACCUAUCGGAUCCGUUUGCAAAGCUCACGGCAGCGGAGAUCGCUCAGCGGACGGAGAACGACGGAAAUCUGUCACCGCAAAAUUCAACCAAAUCUACCAGCUCACAGGCGUCCGUUUUUUCGCAAAAGACAAUCAAAACUAAAGGUGCACUGAAAGGUUACGACAAUUUCAAAGUGUCGAUACCAAUGACUGGAUUACACUUGGCGAAGGAAUCGAAGCUAGAUACUCUUGCAGAUGUUGCCCUUUGUGGCGAUAUUCCGAAGGAGUUUGAAUUGAAGGAUAGUGGCGAGGAGAACGAGGGUACCCUACCUGACAAUGCAUCACAAGCGACACAACCUGAGCAACCAACAUCUAAGGAAGACAGCUCAAGAAAUGGACUUCAAAGUACAAGGCAGAGUACCUCCAAAAAAGACACUCAAGGUAAUAAGCUUGGGUUCCGUGCCAAGAAAAAGGGCAGUGUUACGCCAACUAAAGCAGUCAGUACAGCUACAGCAAAGCGAAAAAGUCAGCGCAAAGCAUUGGCGAGUGUUGUUCGUUCCACUGCUAAAAAUAAGCAAGACCCGGACGAUGUGUAUGCCUUCCAAGACUCACCACCGGCUGAUAAUACUACGCUAACAUCGUAUACAUCGAACAAGAAAUCAACUACCAACUCGACGCCAGCGACAACCAAAGGCAGCGCAGAACAAACGGCGGAUCAAGGUGAAGAGAGCCAAGUAUCGAGUUUGAGUUUCUCUGAUCGUGAUGACUUUGUGUAUGGCACCAACACUCUGAGCGAGGAGGAUGAGGACGAUAAAAGUAGCAGCUACAGCAGUACUCAGACAACUCCGAAGAAGCCCAUCAAAGCAGACGUCCAGAAGAAAAGCCUAAUUAUGGGUCGAAUUUUCAAGAAAAGCAAGGAAAAGCCGAAGGAAGAAAUAAACACGAAAAAUGUCACAGCCGACGUUAAGGAAAAACCUAAAACUUCUGCAAAAGAUUUCAACAAAUUGUUCGAUACAUUGAAAAAAUCAGAGUCAGAUGAAACCACCGAUAAAGACAACACUGAACAGGACACUAGCACCGAAAACGUCGAUCAAAAACAUCUCGAAGAAGACGAAAAAGGUGACCGGAAUCUUCGAAGGAGAAGUACUCAGAAGAAAUUGACUGAAACGUGGGACUCGGAUGAGUUCGAGGAUUUCAACUUGAAAGAUGUUGUCAAUUUGAUAGAUAAGAAAGAUGGGAAAACACCUGGCAAAAAGCUAUCAAAGGAUAAAAAUACGGAGGAGAAAGAAGUUGGUAAACCGGAACAAAAAGCGGGUGAUGAUCCUUCGAGCAACAGCAGCGAAACGUCUCAGUCGUCCGCAAAAUCCAAGUUGGCAGCUGAGAAGAAAGCUGCUGUCACCGACGAAACGAUUCGUCAAGUAAUGGAAAGUGUGAUCAUGGAAGUCUCGAUGAACAAAAACAAUCGUGUACGAGAGGUCAAGAAGCGUGGUAAGGGACGCCCGUCUAAAGCCUCCAAAGAAGCUUCAAAGGAAGAAGAAAACACUCCGGAAAUCAUUGAUGGUAGCAGCAAACCUGACAGUGCUGAGGAAAUAACUCCCGAGGAACACGUGCUGGAGUCCAGCGUAGAGAUUUCGUCGAAGACUAUUACGACAAAGUUCAAGCAAAAGCUUAACUCAGCUCAAGCAAACAAACAAAAGCAACCAGCACAAAAGCUUGAAAAGCAGGAAGAAGAUACCAAGAAAACGGUCAACAAUAACAACCAGAAAGCAAAAGACACACCGAAAGCAAAAGAACAGCGAAAAGAUACACCGGAAGUAAACAAGAGCACUACCAACAGUGCUAAGCUGAAACAACGAAAAGGUCCACCGAAGAAGAUGAAAAACGUAGCGUACGAUCCGGACAGUGACUUUGAGGAUAACAUCAAGUGUAAGAAGGUGAAGAAGAAGCUGCUGGAAAGUGACAUUGAGGCCAAUCUUAAGAUUGAGCAACUGAAUGCCGCGCUCAGUGAUAGCAUCUUGAUGCCAGCUCCACGGCGCAAGCGGAACGCAGCGGAAACGCUAUACUUUUGGUCUUCAUCCAGCGAAGAAGAUGACAUGGAGGAGGACUUUGUGGAAGUGACCAACAAAAAGGGAAAGAAGAAAAAGGGAGCCGCGAAGCAGAAACCAGCCGUCGGCCAGAGUAAAGCUCAGCAGAAACAACAGCAGCAGCAGCAGAAUCAACAACAGCAGCAGCAACAACAACAAGAGCAACCACAGAAGCAAGCGGCAGCGGGCGCGACGGCGACGACGACGACGACGGAAGCUGGCGAUGACACCAGCAGUAGCAGCGAGCACAUGCAGCAACACGGCUGGAUCGUUGGGGAUUCCCACAAAAAGCUGGUAACGUUGCUGGCUCAUGCAAAGGGUAAGCAGGAAAACCGAACGGUCAAAGCCACUGGCAACCGAAGGAAGACGUAAGUAGACGAAGGAGGAAGCGACAUGAAGUGAUGGUGGUUGCAAUGAAGAGGUUUUAAACGAAUUAGUGGCAAGAAGAAACAAACAAAUAACAUUAAAACUAACGGUUUGACCAAAAGUUUGAAAAUCCCCCAAGACUGUGCACGGACAAACGGUCUAUAGAGAAAUUUCGUUCAAAUCGAGCAUGUAUAUGAUUUUGUGAUAAAUGGAUAUAUGAUAAAAAGUGGUAAAUAAAUAAAUAACAGUAGAAAUCAUCAAACUAUCAAUGAGAAUCCCUUAUCUGUUGUAAAGCUUUCCAAAUGUGAAAUCGAACGAUUAAAAGUGCUCGUAAGUGUAACGCAUGCAUGAAAAGGAUCGUAAGCACACUUUUUGUUUAGUUGAUGAUGAAUGGAGUGGAGUAAUUGUAAAAAUGAACAGUUACAAAAAACAUCCUAACUUGAUUAAUUUCGGCGUGUUUCGCCGAUAAUCUCUGGAUGUGUGUGGUGAAAACAGAAAUUUGUGUAUGUAAGCUGUAAGAUUCAGAGACGUCGACACCUUGUAUGGAGAAUACUAAAUCGUACUGAUAGUGAACAAUAGAUUAUCUAGAAAAAAUGUGGUGUACGGAGGACGCAAUUUGAAUUGUUUAAAGUUUUAUCAAUCCUUAUCUGACGAUAAACGAACAAGGAAGGAAACAGCUGAUUUCUAACGGAACAUCAAGUAAAACUAAAUAAUCUAGUUCAUGUAUAGAUCCAUAAGAAAUAGCUAAAACUAUGAACAUAGCCUCUGAAUAUACGCGUAAAGGCAAUUUUAUUAUGUUUUUUCUGAACUACGUUCAAACUACGUUUACAAUCGAACGACUGUGCAAAAUUAGUUUAAUUAGAUAAGGCAAAGAGAGAGAGCUUUUUAUUUUUCCAAUAUUUUUUUUUCGAAUUGAAGAAACAGUCAUCUUAGCGUUUAGUUUUUUUUUCUUGCUUUAUGGUUGCCGGGAACUGACUAUUUAGAUUGUAGAAGAGCGAAUCCCGUCCCGAAAUAUUUCACGUUUCUUGCGUUUAUUUAAGUUACCCGAACUAAAAAUACCAAUUUAAACCAGACAACAUCCGUCACCAUUCAAUUCAUAGUGAAACGUACGAAUAAAUCUCAUCACAACCUCAAUCGACACUAAAGGAACGUUAAUUUCACUACUUAAUGUAUAAUCGAAAAAAAGAAAGAAAAAUCACGUUUUACUGUAGAAUAAUAUUCGUACAAUAACGUAUUCGCCGUAUUAAUUUCUAUUAACCGCCGUUAAGUUCGUAUCGUGGUGCUUUUGUUCCUUUUUGUAUGUGAGAGAAGAAAGACACAAAUACACCUGCAUUUAGUAUUGCGUUCAAAUGAUUCAAAUUGAUUCUCUUCUUUCGACAAACUGAAACUUUCUUGUGAAAAUAGCUUCCAACGAUAACAACAAAAGAAAAACAAAAUACAAUACAACCCAGUCACUGUAUAAUCUAGUAAUAAACAUCGUGGUAAAUAUCAGUAAUUUUCCAAUAGAAGCGCACGUGUUCGUAGAGAACACAACCCCAGACUAUUGUAAAUAAACUAAUUUGGCAAACUGAAUAAUAACGGAAAACAGAGGAAGGAUCAGCCGCGACAAAAGUAUCGAAAUUUUAAGAUCUCAUUUUAGAAUGCAACAUAACGACAACAACAAACAAACAAAACAAAAAAUCAAGAACAAAAUUUAUUUUUAAACAAACAAAUCAAACUCUGAAGAAACGCAGAAACAAGAAUCAUUUAUUUUUCAUAUUGAGAAUUUGAACGAUGCCCGGAAGGAAAAUCCAAUCACGAAACUGUGGAACUUUCGGCAAAGAGCAGAAGAGUGGUGCAACAAGGCUAAACCGGGAACCGCGGGAGAGCAACAAAAUUGCCAUGAAUUGUUUAGAAACAAAGCAAAAUUAGCACCCUCCCCUGCUCCUACCCUGUUUUUGGCCUGCCGGAAGUAGGAGGGGGGUUGUGUGCGAUCGCGUGUACAGCUCUGGUUACGAGUUAUCGUGUAGCGAAAUUAAGUCACAUUGUAUGUAAAAAUACAAAUAAAAAACGGUAAAAGUGGGAAUGGAUUGUUGAAUAUUGCAUACAUUUAGCAACUAUUGGGAUAGAACACGGUAAAGCAGCAACAACAAAAUACUGAUAAUUAUUAUAAAUUUUACUGCCAUAUUUGAAGUAAUGAAUUAUUUGUGCGAGUGAAUGCCGUUGUACGAAAAGGAAAAGAGAAAAAGUAAAAAAAGAACAAAAAAUGUGUCAUAUUUUGGAGAAGGUAAACAGUAAAAACAAACACAAAAACACACACACAAACGGAUCCAAAUAUGGUACACAAACACACACUCGAGCAAGAGCAAACAAUAGCGCGCGGAAUGCCCGAGGAAUAAACACAACACAAUCUUAAAUGUAGUUUUAAUUGGUUUUAUAAUUUUUACUCUUUUUGUUUUCUAGCACUAAACGGUAUCGUUGUAUCACAGAAAGCAAGUAAAAAAACACAAAAUAACAAAAAAAAACCAGCAGCAAAUACACUCACACUCACGUAAAACACUAAUCACUCGUGCAAAGGCGUAUCUAUGUUAGUAAGGCUAAUUACGCGGAAUGGGGCGACUCAAGCUGUGUAUUUGUAACAUAAAAAAAGAGAAACAAUGCAACGUGGAAUACAAGCGCGAACGGAAGCAGCAUAAUACUUGAUAAAAAAAAGAA